This is a messenger RNA of Alosa sapidissima (American shad), 1726 nucleotides long. RefSeq names its product class I histocompatibility antigen, F10 alpha chain-like. Gene Ontology annotation, biological process: immune response. Lineage: Eukaryota; Metazoa; Chordata; Actinopteri; Clupeiformes; Clupeidae. The transcript has 8 exons. Gene Ontology annotation, cellular component: external side of plasma membrane. The record is from RefSeq and is a predicted model, not a curated record. Bases 86 to 1111 code for a protein of 341 amino acids.
GAAAUUAGUGAGUUGCUUGCUGGUUUCCUGUAGGGACUUGGGAGAGAGUCUGCCGUGUCAAGUAGUUACCCAGCUCUCAGGAAAUAUGUUCGUUGUAGGUGUAGGACUACUUCUGGGGCUGUGUUGCUUCCAUCAAGCAUCUGGAGCAAUCCACAGUUUACAGUACUUUUAUACUGCUACAAGUGAAAUACCCAACCUUCCCGACUUUGUGGCGGUAGCCAUGGUGGAUAGUGUCCAGUUUGUUCACUAUGACAGUAAGAGCAAGGAAGCUGUUCCUAAACGGGAUUGGAUCAACAAACAUGUAGCCCCUCAGUACUGGAAGAGAGAAACUGAUAUUUUCUUAGCUGCCAGCCAGACCUUCAAGGAAAAUAUAGACACUCUCAAGCAGCGUUUCAACCAAACUGGAGGUGUGCACACAUAUCAGCUUAUGUAUGGCUGUCAGUGGGAUGAAACUGGAUAUGUUAACGGAUAUAGGCAGUAUGGUUAUGAUGGAGAGGACUUCAUCUUUCUGGAACUGAAGGAAAUGAGAUGGAUUGCUCCUUCGAAAGAAAGUGUCAUCACCAAAAACAAAUGGGAUCCUUUUAAACCUCGUAAUCAUUAUUUAAAGGACUACUACAGCAAGACCUGCAUUGAGUGGGGAAAGAAGUAUGUGCAGUAUGGGAGCAGCAGUCUGGAUAGAAAAGUCCACCCAGAAGUCACUCUCAUCCAAAAGGACUCUGGAGUGGCGUGCCAUGCUACAGGCUUCUACCCUGACCAAGUGAUGAUCACCUGGAAGAGAGAUGGAGAGGAGAUGCAGGAGGACGUGGAUGUGGGGGAGACGCUGCCCAAUGAGGAUGGAACCUUCCAGAAGAGAGCUGUGCUUGCCGUGUCACCGGAAGAGAGGAAGAAGGGGCAGUACACCUGUGAGGUGGCCCACAAGAGCGGACCUCCUACUUUUAAGACCCUGAUUGUGGAAGAUGGCAAUAUCCUUGGUAUCAUCAUUGGCUGUGUUGUGGCUGCUGCUGUCGUGAUUGGUGUGAUUGUCGCCAUUGUUAUGAAGAAGAAGAAAGGCUACAAGAAGGCAGAGCAGUCCGAUUCAGAAUCUGAUCACUCCAACGGUGCACGGACUUGAGGUAACUGCUGAAUGUGAAAAGUGAGGAGCAAUGAAGAAGGAUAUGCAAAUCAACAAACAGAUUUCUCUCUAUAUGCAACAUCCUACAAUGGUUAUAUCCAUGAUCUGGGUAUAAUGUUAGAUUUUAUGUCUAUUUACUUUCAUCCAGUUUUUAGCAAUAACUCAUCCUUUUCUCAAAUCUGCUGUACGAACAAAAUAAAUUCUAGUGGCAGUCAAAUCUGUUCUAUUGGUGUGAAGAGUAUUGAUUUGAAUAUAAUAGUAGGCAUUGUGGUUUCUUAAAUUGUAUUGUGUUGGUGUGCAGUUGUUGUUUCUUUGUAUUGCUUUGUACAAUGUGUUUUUUAAUAUAUUUGUUUCACCAUUUGAACAUAUUUAACUGGUGAUGGGAAGUGGGCAAUUCUUGAUUCUAGGGUGAAACCCCCUUAUUAGACAUUCUCUGGGUGAAACAAAGAUCCAUUUUUUUUUCACCUUUAUUUUCAUGUAGCCAAUAAACAGAUUGACUACAAAUAGACUUGAUUCACAAACAAACAAAUUUAGAAUUGUGUUAAAAAUUGAUAUUGUAGAUACUGCUGUCAUUAAUUGAAAUGUUUUACAAAAAAUAAAAUUACCAAAUUGGAA